AUGAGCUCAUCACCAGAGGAGCCACCUCGCCUGCCCUCGCCAGGCCCAGCCAAGCUCUGCAUCGCCGUGUCCUGCUUCGCUGAGGAUUCGCCGGCCCUGCUGACGGGCAGCGGGCUGCUGGUGGGGGGGGCCAGGCCCCAGGACCCGGCCGCGGGGGGCGCGGCCCGGCGGAAGCGGGAGUUCACCCCAGAGGACAAGAAGGACGAUGGCUACUGGGACAAGCGCAAGAAGAACAACGAGGCGGCCAAGCGCUCGCGGGAGAAGCGGCGCGUCAACGACCUGGCGCUGGAGAGCCGGGUGCUGGCGCUGCUGGAGGAGAACGCCCGGCUCAAGGCCGAGCUCCUGGCCCUCAAGUUCCGCUUCGGCCUCAUCCGCGAGCCGGCCGAGCCCCCGAGGCCGGCCGCUGCGCCCGCCCCCUACCCGUACCCGCUGGGCACCGAGCCCCUGCCGCCACUGCCGCGCUACGGCCGCCCCUUCCAGCCGGAGCCGGGCGGGGGGUACUCUGAGGACUCCGGGUUCUCCACGCCCGGCAGCUCCAGCAUGGGCAGCCCCGUCUUCUUUGAGGAGCGGGACGGGUUCGAGGGGCACUGCCUGGUGCCUGAGGCCCCCGGGGAGGCGGGGGAGGCAGGCCGGGGGGGGCGCUAUGACCCGGCGGGGGAUGCCGUCAAGAGCUUGCCCCACAAGCUGCGCUUCAAGAUGGCCGGGGGGCCCGAGGAGAUGGGGGGCGAGGCCCAGGCCCCCUAUGCCCCGUCGCCGCCCGCCGGGGGACUGGAGCCCGGGUACCAGACGGAGAACGGUGCCCUCCGGAGCCAGCUGGCAUCGCUGUCGGCCGAGGUGGCUCAGCUGAAGAAGUUCUUCUCCGAACAGAUCCUGGUCAAGAUGAACUGA
Messenger RNA from Emys orbicularis (European pond turtle), 888 nucleotides. RefSeq lists its product as uncharacterized. NCBI's taxonomy places the organism in Eukaryota, Metazoa, Chordata, Testudines, Emydidae. The transcript is spliced from 2 exons. Gene Ontology annotation, biological process: circadian rhythm; regulation of DNA-templated transcription. The coding region runs from base 1 to 888 and encodes 295 amino acids. The record is from RefSeq and is a predicted model, not a curated record. Gene Ontology annotation, molecular function: DNA-binding transcription factor activity; DNA binding. Gene Ontology annotation, cellular component: nucleus.